AUGCGUCGUCUUGUGCGGCACUACCAAGACCACCCACCCUCGCUUCCUGUCUCGGCUGCGCCGUCCCGACACGCACAUUCAUCAACAUUGAACGAUACAUCGUCGAAGGCUUCUACGGCCGCGCCACCGGCUAAGCCCUCCAACCCCGUGAAGGCCAAAGCACCUACGAAGCCCGUGACAAGAAAGGAAGAGGAGAGCGAUGGAGAGAUACUGGAGGCGCCGCACACAUUCCCCUUCGCAGUGAACAGCUUCGCCGCGCAUCGCUGUACGCGUCAGGCGACCAAGGAUGCGGGCACUAUCUCCGGUCUCAACGUUCUCCGCAUCAUCAACGAGCCGACAGCGGCUGCCAUUGCUUACGGUCUCGACAAGAAGACCGAGGGUGAGCGGAACGUCCGCAUCUUCGACCUCGGUAGAGGCACUUCCGAAGACGUUCCCAAGCACGACGCACACAUGCACCCGGCCAUCUCCGUCGCCCUCAGCGCUGCUUGCGUGUACGACAACAUUCCGCCGCCAAACAUUCAUCCUGGGCGCACGUGCCUCUGCGCACAACGUCCUUCGUAG
Rhodofomes roseus is the source of this 561-nucleotide messenger RNA. RefSeq names its product Hsp70 protein-domain-containing protein. The coding region runs from base 1 to 561 and encodes 186 amino acids. Gene Ontology annotation, molecular function: ATP hydrolysis activity; heat shock protein binding; ATP binding. The record is from RefSeq and is a predicted model, not a curated record. The transcript has 3 exons. Gene Ontology annotation, biological process: vesicle-mediated transport; protein refolding; cellular response to unfolded protein. Lineage: Eukaryota; Fungi; Basidiomycota; Agaricomycetes; Polyporales; Fomitopsidaceae. Gene Ontology annotation, cellular component: plasma membrane; cytoplasm; cytosol.